UGACUGUUCAAGUGCUCUCGGCUAAUAUGUUCUCGUGUUGUUUGCUUGGCCAAUGUUGUUUGAUUGACGUAUCAACUAUCAAGAAUUCAAGAUAACAUGUCAGUGGAGGUUGAGGGAUGUGAGAAGAUGACUCCAAUCACAGAAUUGGAAUUGUGGGGCGAUAAAAAUGAAGAAGAGCCAUCCCCUACCAUGAGUGCGACAAACAAGAUAUGGAUUGUCUUGAUGAGAAAAUUAUCAAUGAUAAAUAGAGUUGACAAGUUGAAGCGGAAUGAAUCAAUGAAUACAUGUGGAUUCUGGGUUACGAGGGACUGCAGGUCAUUAAUCCAGAAGGAGGCACACAAGAUGCAGAAGAGGAAGCGGCAAAAGGGAGGUGGAAACAGGAAGAUCGAGAUAGUUACUGGAAGAUGAUGCAGAAGUAUAUUGGUUCAGAUGUCACAUCGAUGGUGACACUUCCUGUUCUCAUAUUUGAGCCCAUGACCAUGUUGCAGAGAAUGGCCGAGAUCACGGAGUACUCUCACCUUUUAGAUCGGGCUGAUGAAUGUGAGGAUCCCUACAUGCGAAUGGUAUAUGUGGUGUCAUGGUUCAUAUCCAUCUAUUAUGCGCUUCAAAGGCCCUGGAAGCCAUUUAAUCCUAUUCUUGGUGAGACUUAUGAAAUGACAAAUCAUGAUGGCAUCACUUUUAUAGCAGAGCAGGUCAGUCAUCACCCUCCAAUGAGUGCUGCACAUGCCGAAAAUGAACAUUUUAUAUAUGAUAUAACUUCAAAAGUGAAAACCAAGUUUUUGGGGAACUCAAUUGACAUUUAUCCACUUGGAAGGUCUCGUGUGACCCUCAAGAAAGAUGGAGCUGUUUUUGAAUUGGUCCCUCCGCCCACAAAAGUCAACAAUCUAAUAUUUGGACGUACUUGGAUCGAUUCUUCAGGGGAAAUGGUCAUGACAAACUUGACAACUGGGGAAAAAGUUGUGCUAUAUUUUCAACCAUGCGGCUGGUUUGGGGCUGGUCGCUAUGAAGUCGAUGGCUAUGUGUAUGAUGCUGCUGAGGAGCCCAAGAUAUUGAUGACAGGGAAGUGGAAUGAGUACAUGAGCUACCAACCCUGCGACAAAGAAGGGGAACCACUGCCAGGCUCUGAACUAAAGGAGGCCUGGAGAGUUGCUGAGGCUCCGAAAAAUGACAAGUAUCAGUACACAUACUUCGGACACAAGAUAAACAGUUUCAAUACUGCUCCCAAAAAAGUUCUGGCUUCUGACUCUCGUUUACGUCCCGAUAGAUAUGCACUUGAGCAGGGUGACCUCCCUAAAGCUGGUGCUGAAAAGAGCAGUUUGGAGGAAAGGCAAAGAGAAGAGAAAAAGAACCGAGAAAUGAAAGGUCAUAAAUUCACUCCAAGGUGGUUUGAUCUGACUGACGAAAUUAGUCCCACACCUUGGGGCGAUUUGGAAGUGUACCGCUACAAUGGAAAGUAUACUGAACAUCGGGCUGUUGUAGAUAGUCUAGACGCCAUCGAAGAGCUUGACAUUGGAUCAACCGAGUUCAACCCCUGGCAGUACGAGGCAACUUCUGCUGAAUAAGUUAUCUAGUGCAAAUUCUACUUCUUGAAUUUUUUUUUUUUACCUCCUUUCUUUUACAUAGUGGCCAAUGUAUAUCAUACUAGAUCGUCUUGAAUGCGAUUAGCAUGUCAUUCGCCCCUUCUUU
Messenger RNA from Syzygium oleosum, 1686 nucleotides. RefSeq names its product oxysterol-binding protein-related protein 3C-like. The record is from RefSeq and is a predicted model, not a curated record. Gene Ontology annotation, cellular component: cytosol; membrane; intracellular membrane-bounded organelle. NCBI's taxonomy places the organism in Eukaryota, Viridiplantae, Streptophyta, Magnoliopsida, Myrtales, Myrtaceae. The coding region runs from base 285 to 1562 and encodes 425 amino acids. The transcript has 11 exons. Gene Ontology annotation, molecular function: sterol binding.